Molecule: messenger RNA, 1366 nt
Organism: Prorocentrum cordatum
Lineage: Eukaryota; Dinophyceae; Prorocentrales; Prorocentraceae
Source: the annotation of a GenBank genome assembly
GCCCUGCCUGGGAGCGGGUGCCUCGCAGAUGCAGCCCUGCGUGGCCUCGGGAUGCCGAGGCUUUGCCCUCAUCGGGCGUGCCGGAAGCUCGGUGUCGCCCGUCUGGAAGGGCUCGUGCUGCGCAGCAUUCCGGGGCACUCGUGUUCUGGUCUUCCUGCUGCCCGCUGUGUGUCCAGCAAGAGCACAGGAAGGCCAUCCCCAGUGGCCAAGGCCAACGCGAGCGAGGUCUUGAAACUCGUGCACCUUUCAGGAGCGGGCCUGCUAGACGUGAACGGCACCUACGAGCUGGCGACGCCGUUCGCCCGGGCAGAGGUGUUCGUCAAGAGCUCGGUGGAGCUGGGUACCAUCUACAUUCGAAGGCAGGCCCCAGAUACUCCAGAUCGUUGGGUCGUGACUCUGUCUCCUACGGAGCGGGAAGGCCGCCACCUAUACAAGCGGGAUAGUGCCCAUGUGGGUGUUGUACAUCCACCAACCCUUGGCUGGGAAGUUUAUCCGCAUUGUGAUGGGAUAGAACGCGCUCUUUCACUCGGUGAUGCUCCACGUCUCGGGUAUUUUCAUGGAUAUGUAGGCGCGUGCGGCGACGGUCAGCCGUACUUCAGAAGCAGUAGGCAGCGCCGCACAGAACCAUAUGUUUUUCGUUCGGACACAAACUGUCUCCAGGUGUGCAUUGUCGGCGCGUCUGACCUUCAAGGAACCGACGGCGUUGAAUCCGAGUUAUACUGUGUAUGCGAGAUACAUGGCAAACCCGAAGGUGCGUUUCACACUCCACCCCAACGUGCCUCGGCCAAUCCGUUCUGGAAUCAUACAUUCGAAGUUGGGGUGUUCGAGAGCAGCGAUGCCUUGAUGUUCAGCGUGAAGAGCAAAGGGGGUCUCCUGGGCCAAGCCGUGCUUGAGCACAGCAGCAUCUACCCCGAGGGGUUCAUUGGAGAUGUCCCCCUCGUUGUGCCAAACAGCGAUUUCAAGGGGUCCAUGCUGAGUCUCUGCAUCACUCCGUCGAACCAGGAGGUUCCAGGUAUACGCUGCGAGAUCGACAAGGGCGCCGGCACUGUGGGCCUCAAACUCGUCCCAUCGGCGAGGAGGGUGUCCCUCUCGAUCGUAGCCAUCGCGGAGGGCGGCCAGGUGGACCGGUGGAAUGCGGAGAACCCUCUGCAGCGCGUCAAGGUUCGCGACCAGAUUGUUGAGGUCAACGGCACGCGGGGCGAGUGCUUCGGCUUGCUGGCGGAGCUGGCGCAGGCGAGGGGACUGCUCAGGAUGGUAGUGAUGCGCAAGCUGCCUCUUUAGUGGCUCGGCCGCGAGGGCCUGGCGCUCAAGCUCGCAGUUUUUUUGGCGGGGCGCCACGCACGUUGCGGAGCCGGGAGGAGGAGGG